CGCCGCCAAAGCUGCCCAACACAUACACGAAUGUCAGACACUUCGCGGUCGGUCGGCAGAAACAUUUAUACGGGCGAAAAGUUACAAAAAAUAAUUUACCCACUUUCCAAUGGCAAAAACGACGAAACUGUAAAAAAUCGGUCCAGCGAUUUGUGUGCAGAAUAUAGGAAUAACCAGCGAUAAAACGUGCUAAUCCGGGGCAUAAAACUGGAUAUGCAAAAUGCGAAGUAGUCCGGACGUGGAGUGCCACUGAGUGCCGGUUCCGUCUGCGGGAAAGUUAAUAAAACGGAUCAACUGCCAUCGAAAAAUUUAUAGGAAGAGAAGAAGAAAAGAAAAGAACAGAACUGAAAAAAAACAAGAACCAUAAAACACUGGCAAAAAGUAUUUUAGUCAACGUCGUUGUGAGAGGAGUUUCUUUGAGGGAGUGGAGUGCCCGUGGAUAACCGGAAGGAAGCGGUGAACACAGGAGGAGGAGCAGCAGGACUUCCGCUCCGAGAAAUUGGUGUCCACCUCGGAACUAUCGCUAUUGUUCUAGCCGGCAACAUACCAGCCUAACAACAACAUGUAUCCCUCACCGGUGCGCCACCCUGCCGCCGGGGGACCACCACCUCAGGGUCCAAUUAAAUUCACCAUCGCCGACACAUUGGAGCGUAUCAAGGAGGAGUUUAACUUCCUGCAGGCGCAGUACCACAGCAUCAAAUUGGAGUGCGAGAAGCUGUCGAACGAGAAGACGGAGAUGCAGCGCCAUUAUGUUAUGUACUAUGAGAUGUCCUAUGGCCUUAACGUGGAGAUGCACAAACAGACGGAGAUCGCCAAACGGCUGAACACACUGAUCAACCAGCUACUUCCAUUCCUUCAGGCCGACCACCAGCAGCAAGUGCUGCAAGCGGUGGAGCGGGCGAAGCAAGUGACCAUGCAGGAGCUCAACCUGAUCAUUGGGCAACAGAUCCACGCCCAGCAGGUGCCUGGCGGACCACCACAGCCGAUGGGUGCACUGAAUCCAUUUGGCGCCCUGGGCGCCAGCAUGGGCCUGCCACACGGACCGCAGGGUCUGCUGAACAAACCGCCCGAACACCACAGGCCGGAUAUCAAACCCACGGGUCUAGAGGGGCCAGCCGCCGCCGAGGAGCGAUUGCGCAAUUCGGUUUCUCCGGCUGAUCGUGAGAAGUACCGCACACGCUCGCCGCUGGACAUCGAGAACGACUCGAAGCGUCGAAAAGAUGAGAAACUGCAAGAGGAUGAAGGCGAGAAAAGCGAUCAAGAUUUAGUCGUAGAUGUUGCAAAUGAAAUGGAAUCCCACUCACCGCGCCCCAAUGGCGAGCACGUAUCAAUGGAGGUGCGUGAUCGAGAAAGUUUGAAUGGCGAGCGCCUGGAGAAACCCAGUAGUAGUGGCAUCAAGCAGGAACGACCGCCCUCACGCUCCGGCUCCAGUUCGUCACGUUCCACACCCAGCCUCAAGACAAAAGAUAUGGAAAAGCCGGGUACACCGGGCGCCAAGGCACGCACACCAACACCGAACGCCGCUGCUCCGGCGCCAGGUGUUAAUCCUAAACAAAUGAUGCCGCAGGGACCACCGCCAGCCGGAUAUCCGGGUGCACCGUAUCAGCGACCGGCCGAUCCCUACCAGCGUCCACCGUCGGAUCCAGGCUAUGGACGACCGCCACCAAUGCCGUAUGAUCCGCAUACGCAUGUGCGAACCAAUGGCAUUCCACAUCCCUCGGCCCUGACGGGUGGAAAGCCUGCAUACUCUUUCCAUAUGAACGGCGAGGGUAGCCUACAACCGGUGCCGUUCCCGCCGGAUGCGCUGGUGGGCGUUGGAAUUCCUCGACACGCCCGUCAGAUCAACACACUGUCGCACGGAGAGGUCGUCUGCGCGGUAACCAUCUCCAAUCCCACAAAAUACGUUUACACGGGCGGCAAGGGCUGCGUCAAAGUGUGGGACAUCUCGCAACCGGGCAACAAAAAUCCUGUCAGCCAGCUGGAUUGCCUGCAGCGCGACAACUACAUCCGUUCGGUGAAGCUACUACCCGACGGACGUACGCUGAUCGUUGGUGGUGAGGCGUCUAACCUGUCUAUCUGGGACUUGGCCAGUCCGACGCCUCGCAUCAAAGCGGAACUAACCUCAGCGGCGCCUGCAUGCUAUGCCCUGGCAAUUAGCCCCGAUUCGAAGGUGUGCUUCUCGUGCUGCAGUGACGGCAACAUCGCCGUGUGGGACCUGCACAACGAGAUCCUGGUACGUCAGUUCCAGGGGCACACGGACGGCGCCUCAUGCAUCGACAUUAGUCCGGACGGCUCAAGGCUGUGGACGGGCGGUUUAGACAACACGGUACGCUCCUGGGAUCUGCGCGAGGGUCGCCAGCUGCAACAGCACGACUUCAGCUCUCAAAUAUUCUCGCUCGGCUACUGCCCCACAGGCGACUGGCUGGCUGUGGGAAUGGAGAACUCGCAUGUAGAGGUGUUGCACGCAUCGAAACCGGACAAGUAUCAACUGCAUCUGCACGAGAGCUGCGUUCUGUCGCUGCGCUUUGCCGCUUGCGGCAAAUGGUUCGUUUCCACCGGCAAAGACAACCUGCUUAACGCAUGGCGAACACCCUACGGUGCCAGCAUAUUCCAGUCGAAGGAAACAUCAUCCGUACUUAGCUGCGACAUAUCAACUGACGACAAGUAUAUUGUGACGGGUUCGGGCGAUAAGAAGGCUACUGUCUACGAAGUUAUUUAUUAAAUCCACACAAACCAAGCAGUUUUUCAUUUUGUAAUAAGCUCGUAUAGUUUUUAUUACAACAAAAACAAUUAACUACAACAAACAAAAUGUUCGAAAUCAUGCAAGUAACAACAGAAAAGAAAACAACCAGCAGCAUCAGCAGUUAAAACAACAGCAACACCAACAACAAGAAAAGGCGGCAGUAGCAACGCAUCAAAAAGCGAAGCAAAAAAUGAAAAUUCUAUAAUAUAUAUACAAAAAAGGAAAAACUAAAAUUUUAAGCGUACUUGUAGCUACUAAGCCUAAGCUAAGUCCAAUAAAUAAAAACAAACCAA
Molecule: messenger RNA, 3036 nt
Organism: Drosophila eugracilis
Lineage: Eukaryota; Metazoa; Arthropoda; Insecta; Diptera; Drosophilidae
Gene: gro
Product: protein groucho
Exons: 13
Coding region: 563-2722 (719 amino acids)
Biological process (GO): negative regulation of canonical Wnt signaling pathway; regulation of DNA-templated transcription
Cellular component (GO): transcription regulator complex; nucleus
Molecular function (GO): transcription corepressor activity; protein binding
Source: RefSeq, a predicted model, not a curated record